This is a messenger RNA of Danio aesculapii, 1013 nucleotides long. RefSeq names its product eva-1 homolog A (C. elegans) (gene eva1ab). Lineage: Eukaryota; Metazoa; Chordata; Actinopteri; Cypriniformes; Danionidae. The record is from RefSeq and is a predicted model, not a curated record.
UGUGUCCGUCAGUGUGGUGAAUAUUUCUGCCUUCUCAGUGUCACAUUCCAGCUUCCAGAGCUCUUCCUAACUCAGGUUAUAAAGAGAAGCAUCUGCGCUCUGCGUUUUGAACACCUUUCAUUUUUACCUCUACUGACUUUUGCUGCCUUCUUUUGAAUAAGCAAACAGACUCUACAGGAGAGUUUACCUUCCCACUUUUACCUUCUUUAAGGUCUUGAGGACUUGCAUGGAUUCUCAUAUGUACGGAGGCUCUUUUCUGCAAAGGAAUACCUCGGCUCUGAUGUGUUUGCAUGGAUAAGAGGAAGAAUUGAAUAUACUGGUACAACCUGGAGUUCUUAUAGAUGGACCACUAUCAACGCAUUCCGGUACCACACAAUAAGUGAUCCAUAGAGUGUCCGUGGAUGAAAUGGUUACAGCUUUCCUCAAUGAAAGGCAGGCCACUACUGAGGAGAUGGCUUUAGUAAGCAAUGCGCUGGCUGCUUACUCCUUCAUAGCAGAUCAGCCGGAGCGGGCGGCGCUGUAUUUCGUGUGUGGAGUGUGUUUGGGACUGGUUCUCACUCUCAUCGCGCUUGUGGUGCAAAUCUCCUGUCGAACCGACUGCAAAACGCAACAAGCGCCCAAGAAACCGGGAAAGACUGCGGAAAACACCAGUGACACGAGCGACAGCGACUCAGACUGGGACAACACCUCUGACCUGUCAGCUCGCCGCCAUCGGCGAUUUGAACGGACGCUCGGUAACGUGUUCACCUCCGCCGAGGAGCUGGAGCGCGCGCAGCGGCUGGAGGAACGCGAGCGGAUUAUCCGCGAGAUCUGGAUGAACGGACAGCCGGACAUGCCGGGCACGCGCAGCCUCAACCGUUAUUAUUGAAAGAGACUGAAAUACGUUUGAAAAAUGUAUUAGCUAUUACACUUUUUGGGAUUCAGUAAGGGACUGAGAUGUGAGAGACGGUUUGGAACAGCUCUUCUAGUGGCGCUGGCACUACUAUGGAAGCGUUCGUGUAUUUAAAGGUGCA